AGAAAAAUAUUAAAAAAAAAAAAAACAGCUACACAAGCCAAGAGAAAGAAAGAAAGAAUAGCGUUUGACUUGAUUUCAGAGAGAGAGAGAGAGAAACAGAAACAGAGAAAAGUUAAAAGAAGGAAUGAAGAAAAUUCAAUCAGAUCGAAUACAAUUUUGACGUCCGCAAGGACAUUCAGAGCCUCAAUCUCUCUCUCUCUCUAAAUUCCCCCCCUCUCCCCUUCAUUAUCUCUCUACGCUUUCUCUCUCUAGAUACAGCGAAGAACAGGCCACGUACUGGGAGUGGAAGUAAUAAAAAGGGAAAACCCCUCCAAAGAGCAGAAGGUUGAUUUUUGAGCGGAAGACGCAGAAGCCCUAAAGGCGGCUUUUUUAAGUAGUAAUUCAUGGUGUUCAUUGUUUUGAGUUUUUAUUGGAGAAGAGGGGAGGAAGUGAAGAAACAAGAGUUGGGUAAUCUGUGAAUUUUUUCGAUUUAGUCGUAUUUUGGAUUGAAAUCAGUAUAUUUGGCGAUUUUGGAGGGCUGUCUCUGUUUUCCUCUGUCAGUACUGUUGAAUUCUAGCUCGGGGGUUCAUGCGAAAGCCAUUCCAUAUUUGCUUCUCACCUGGAGAUAGUACAAUUCUAGAAUGUUCAGACUCAAAGGUUGUUCCUUGGCUUUGGUUUUCUUUGGUCUCUGGCUUCUGUGCUGUAGAACGCAAAUCUCCGUUCUUAGGCGCAAAAUCGUACCCAUUCUUCUUCGUGCACAAUGAGGAGUAUGAAGCCAAAUCAAGGAAUGUGGGGCUAAGAUGCUGAUUCCAUUGAGCUCUCUAUCUUUCCGUGCAUUCUUGUUUAACUGUAGUUUAUUCGAUUAAUUAUGUUGUUUUAGAUAGUUGUACCGUGGCAAGUCUGCAUAGAUUAUAAUUCUGGAAAUAUGGUACCAUCUGGGACUUCCACCCCAAUUGGUGGUGCACAGUCUGUACCUCCUUCUCUUUUGCGUUCGAACUCGGGAAUGCUAGGAUCACAGGGGGGUGGUCUGCCUUCCCAAACUGCAUUCCCUUCGCUUUUGUCCCCUCGAACUCAGUUUAAUAAUAUGAGUAUGGUAGGCAAUGUGCCCAAUAUGUCUUCGCUGCUUAAUCAAUCAUUUGGAAAUGGAGGUGUGAAUCCUCAGCUCUCUGGUCCUGCAAGUAGUCAGCGGGGAGGCAUUGAUGCUGGUGCUGAGUCUGAUCCACUUUCAGGCGUUGGCAAUGGAAUGGGAUUUAAUGCUCCUUCCGCAUCAUUUGUACCAUCAAACAUGGUUAACCCUGUUUCAUCUGGUCAAGUUCAGGGUCAGCAAUUUCCAAACCUCUCUGGGAACCAGCUGUUGCCAGAUCAGCAGCAGCCUCAGCCCCAACAACUUGAGACGCAGAAUUUUCAACAUGGUCAGCAAGCGAUGCAACACUUUUCUGUGCCGCACAAUACCCAACAAGGGCAGCAGCAACAGCAACAAUUUCAAUCUGUUCGGGGAGGGUUAGCUAGUGUUGGAUCUGUCAAGUUGGAGCCUAAUGAGCAACUUGGACAGCAACAGCAGUUGCAGUCACUGAGGACGCUUGCGCCUGUCAAAUUGGAACCCCAAUCAAUCCAGACAUUGAGAAGUUUGCCAUCAGUCAAAAUGGAACCCCAACAUUCAGAUCAAUCUUUGUUUCUGCAUCAACAGCAGCAGCAGCAUCAGCAGCAGCAUCAGCAGCAGCAGCAGCAGCAGUUCCUCCACGUGCCUCGGCAGCCACCACAGGCUGCUGCUGCUGCUGCCCAAAUGAAUCUCUUGAAUCAACAAAGAGUCUUGCAUAUUCAGCAGCAGCAACAACAGUUUCAGCAGCAACAAUUAUUGAAAACAAUGUCUCAGCAGCGACCCCAGCAAUUUCAGCAGCAGAAUCUGCCUUUGAGAUCACCUAUGAAACAAGUAUAUGAACCUGGGAUGUGUGCCCGGCGGUUGACACAUUACAUGUGUCACCAACAGCGCAGACCUCAAGACAACAACAUUGAAUUCUGGAGAAAAUUCGUUGCUGAGUAUUUUGCUCCUCAUGCCAAAAAAAAGUGGUGUGUUUCUAUGUAUGGAAGUGGCCGCCAAACUACUGGUGUUUUUCCUCAGGAUGUAUGGCACUGCGAGAUUUGUAAUCAGAGGCCUGGCCGUGGUUUUGAAGCAACCGUUGAGGUUCUUCCCAGACUUUUCAAAAUUAAAUAUGAAAGCGGUACUCUUGAAGAGCUUCUUUAUGUUGAUAUGCCCCGUGAGUAUCAGAAUUCUUCUGGUCAAAUUGUCCUGGAUUAUGCAAAAGCAAUACAAGAAAGUGUUUUUGAGCAACUUCGUGUUGUUCGAGAUGGUCAGCUGCGAAUAGUUUUCUCCCAAGAUCUCAAGAUAUGCUCCUGGGAGUUUUGUGCUCGGCGUCAUGAAGAACUCAUACCUAGAAGAUUGUUGAUACCUCAGGUUAGUCAGCUUGGGGCAGCAGCUCAAAAAUAUCAGGCAGCUACUCAAAAUGCAUCAUCUAAUUUAACUGCCCCAGAGCUACAGAGUAAUUGUAAUUUGUUUGUUGCGUCAGCUCGGCAGUUGGCAAAAGCAUUGGAAGUGCCACUGGUCAAUGAUUUGGGUUAUACAAAGAGAUAUGUACGAUGCCUUCAGAUCUCUGAGGUGGUUAAUAGCAUGAAAGAUUUGAUUGAUUACAGUAGAGAAACAGGGACCGGACCAAUGGAGAGUUUGGCCAAGUUCUCUAGAAGAUCAAGUACUUCAUCUGGGUUUAGCACUCAAGCUCAGCAGUCUGAAGAACAUUUACAACAGCAACAACAUCAACAGUCCCAGCAGCAACAAACAAUGACUCAGAGCUGCAACAGUGAUCAGGGUUCUGUCCAACCCUCGGCAAUGCAGCUUGCUGCUAACAAUGGUGUGGGUGGUGUAAAUAAUUCUCUUAAUGCAGCAUCAGCAUCAACUUCUGCUAGCACCAUAGUUGGCCUUUUAAAUCAAAAUUCUAUGAACUCCAGGCAGCAGAGUUCUAUGAAUAAUGCAAGUAGUCCCUACGGAGGUAAUUCUGUUCAGAUGUCAUCCCCUGGUUCGUCAAGUACACUUCCACAAGCGCAACCCAUUCCCCCUCAAUAUCAGUCACCAACACCCUCCUCAUCUAACAAUCCCCCUCAAGCUCCUCACAGUGCCUUAGCAGCUAGCAAUCACAUGAGCUCUGCAAAUUCUCCUGCAAAUUUGUCUGUGCAGCAGCCUGCUCUUUCUGGUGAGGCUGACCCUAGUGAGUCUCAAAGCUCUGUCCAGAAGAUACUACAGGAAAUGAUGAUGUCCAACCAACUUAGUGGUCCAGGUGGAAUGGUUGGUGUUGGUUCACUAGGGAAUGAUGUGAAAAGUGUUAAUGGGUUGUUGCAGACUAGUAACAAUGCAGUUCUGAAUGGUGGCAAUGGUCUAGUGGGAAAUGGGGUGGUCAACAAUAAUUCAGGUAUUGGGAGAGCUGCGUUUGGAACAAUGAGUGGUGGGCUUGGCCAGUCUGCCAUGGUCAAUGGAGGAAUUAGAGCUGCAAUGGGUCAUAAUAACCUCAUGAUGAAUGGGAGGAUGGGCAUGACAACAAUGGCUCGAGAUCAAGGCAUGAAUCACCAACAACAGGAUUUGGGGAACCAGCUUCUAAGUGGUUUAGGAGCAGCUAAUGGUUUUAAUAAUCUUCAGUUUGAUUGGAAACCAUCCCCAUGAGUGAAACGCUUUGUCAGUAACAAUGAAUUCAUGUGGUUCGGUUUGACUGAGAACCAUCCGCGCGAAAGGUUCAGGUGUGUAACAACGAUAUAUCUUUCUUGAUUAAAGAUGCACGUGCGGCGAAAGUGGCCAGAACUGCUAGAACUGCCAAUGACCCUGGUCGGAUUAUGGUACAGGAUAUGAUAGAUUUAGUGCUUCCCUCCCACUUUGUACUAAUUUGAGAUAAGCUAAGCAUAAAGCAUAGUGUUUUAUCAAUGAAAUGUUAAAUCAUCUUUAUGGUGCUCCAUUCUCUUUUAAUAUAUGUCACCCUGAUUUAUGAUUCAGUCUUGAAAGUGAUAGCAGAUCCCUAGCAUGCUGGAAUGGAAUUAUGGCAAGACACAUGUGAAUGUGCUGUGUUUGGUUUGAAUGUAUUUUAGCAUGAGAUGUGAAGGAACAAAUCGAUAUUUGGAUUCGUGGUGAUAUGUACAAAUACUUAAGAACCGUGAAAAUUCUUCAG
Messenger RNA from Rubroshorea leprosula, 4181 nucleotides. NCBI's taxonomy places the organism in Eukaryota, Viridiplantae, Streptophyta, Magnoliopsida, Malvales, Dipterocarpaceae. The record is from the annotation of a GenBank genome assembly.